This is a messenger RNA of Apis florea (little honeybee), 2856 nucleotides long. Its product is annotated as spliceosome associated factor 3, U4/U6 recycling protein. The record is from RefSeq and is a predicted model, not a curated record. Gene Ontology annotation, molecular function: protein binding; RNA binding. Gene Ontology annotation, biological process: RNA processing. NCBI's taxonomy places the organism in Eukaryota, Metazoa, Arthropoda, Insecta, Hymenoptera, Apidae.
CCUAUAACGUGUAAAAACUGUUUACUACUGUUAAGUGCACUGUAUUUUCUUGAUUUUUAUAAAUACUGUUAUUAUAUAUAAUUAUUAUAUAUAACGUAAAAAUUUAUAACUUGACGCAGAAUUUAUUAUAAAAUAGAAUGGAAGAAAUGGAUUUAGGAAGCGAUGAAAGUAACGAUAAGAAUUUGCAUGAAAAUUCGGUAAACAGAAAAAUCGAAUCAGAAGUAAUUAAAAAUGAAACUGAAGAAAUUAAAGACGAUGAGUUUGAUGAAGAACAGGAUAAAGAUGAUGAUAGUGAUGAUGAUGAUGAAGAGGAUGCUGACGAAGCAGAAGUUAAAGUUUUAGAAACUUCUCUUGCUCACAAUCCAUAUGAUUACGCGAGUCAUGUAGCCCUUAUCAAUAAAUUACAAAAAAUGGGUGAAUUAGAACGAUUACGCGCUGCUAGAGAAGAUAUGAGUUCAAAAUAUCCCUUAAGCCCUGAUCUCUGGUUGUCUUGGAUGCGCGACGAAAUUAAAUUAGCUACCACCAUAGAACAGAAAACUGAAGUAGUAAAAUUAUGUGAACGAGCAGUAAAAGAUUAUCUUGCUGUAGAAGUAUGGUUAGAAUAUUUGCAAUUUAGUAUUGGUAAUAUGGGUACUGAAAAAGAUGCAGCAAAAAAUGUUAGACAUCUCUUUGAAAGAGCAUUAACAGACGUUGGAUUACAUACUAUUAAAGGUGCAAUAAUAUGGGAAGCAUUUCGAGAGUUUGAAGCUGUGUUAUAUGCUCUGAUUGAUCCUUCAAAUCAAACUGAAAGGAAAGAGCAAUUAGAACGUAUUGGUAAUUUAUUCAAAAGACAAUUAGCUUGUCCCCUUUUAGAUAUGGAAAAAACAUAUGAGGAAUAUGAAGCUUGGCGUCAUGGAGAUGGUACAGAAGCUGUUAUUGAUGAUAAAAUUAUUAUUGGAGGAUACAAUCGAGCUCUUUCAAAACUUAAUCUUCGUUUACCUUAUGAGGAAAAAAUUGUUUCUGCACAAACAGAAAAUGAAUUAUUAGAUUCAUACAAAAUAUAUUUAUCAUAUGAACAACGUAAUGGUGAUCCUGGAAGAAUCACAGUUUUGUAUGAAAGAGCAAUCACUGAUCUUAGUUUGGAAAUGUCAAUUUGGCUUGACUAUCUUAAAUAUUUAGAAGAAAAUAUUAAAAUUGAAUCAGUCUUAGAUCAAGUAUAUCAAAGAGCUUUAAGAAAUGUUCCCUGGUGUGCAAAAAUAUGGCAAAAAUGGAUAAGAUCAUACGAAAAAUGGAACAAAUCGGUAUUAGAAGUUCAAACUUUAUUAGAAAAUGCUUUAGCAGCUGGAUUUUCUACUGCAGAAGAUUAUCGAAAUUUAUGGAUAACUUAUUUGGAAUAUUUACGACGAAAAAUCGAUCGAUAUUCUACAGACGAAGGAAAACAAUUAGAAAUAUUACGUAAUACUUUUAAUAGAGCUUGUGAACAUUUGGCAAAAUCAUUUGGUUUAGAAGGAGAUCCUAAUUGUAUUAUAUUGCAAUAUUGGGCAAGAACUGAAGCUAUACAUGCUAAUAACAUGGAAAAAGCUAGAUCAUUAUGGGCUGAUAUCUUCUCACAAGGACAUUCCGGAACAGCAUCUUAUUGGUUGGAAUAUAUUUCAUUAGAAAGAUGUUAUGGAGAUACAAAACAUUUGAGGAAAUUAUUCCAAAAAGCUUUGACCAUGGUAAAAGAUUGGCCAGAAAGCAUAGCAAAUUCUUGGAUAGAUUUUGAACGAGAUGAAGGAACAUUAGAACAAAUGGAAAUAUGUGAAAUACGAACAAAAGAAAAAUUAGAUAAAGUUGCUGAAGAAAGACAGAAAGUGCAACAAAUGUCCAAUCAUGAAUUAUCGCCAUUACAAAACAAAAAAACUCUUAAAAGAAAACAAGAUGAAACUGGUAAAUGGAAAAAUUUAGGAUCUUCUCCAACAAAAAUUACAAAAGUUGAAACGCAAAUAAAACCAAAAAUUCGAGAAAGUCGUUUAAAUCUCGAAAAAAAUGCUGAUUCUGAAGAACAAAAAUUAAAAACUGCGCCCCCGCCUGGUUUCAAAAUGCCGGAAAAUGAACAAAUGGAGAUAGAUAAUAUGCAUGAAAUGGAUGAUAAAAGUACAGUUUUUAUAAGUAAUUUAGAUUACACAGCAAGUGAAGAAGAAGUUAGAAAUGCUUUACAACCAGCAGGACCAAUUACAAUGUUUAAAAUGAUAAGAGAUUAUAAAGGACGUAGUAAAGGAUACUGUUAUGUACAACUCAGUAACAUUGAAGCAAUUGAUAAAGCUCUGCAAUUGGAUAGAACUCCUAUAAGAGGACGCCCAAUGUUUGUUUCAAAAUGCGAUCCAAAUAGAACACGAGGAUCUGGAUUUAAAUACAGCUGUUCUCUUGAAAAAAACAAGCUUUUUGUUAAAGGACUUCCGGUAUCAACAACGAAGGAAGAGCUUGAAGAAAUUUUCAAGGUUCACGGAGCAUUGAAGGAAGUCCGCAUAGUUACUUACCGUAAUGGCCAUUCUAAAGGGUUGGCUUAUGUCGAAUUUAUGGAUGAGAAUAGUGCCGCGAAGGCACUUUUGGCCACUGAUGGAAUGAAAAUUGCCGACAAAGUAAUUAGUGUAGCCAUAAGCCAACCACCUGAACGCAAGAAAGUUGAAGAACCACUCUUAGUUAAAUCUCUAGGUGGUACUACAGUAAGCAGAACUACAUUUGGUAUGCCCAAAACAUUAUUAUCUAUGGUACCUCGUACUGUCAAAACCGCUGCUACUAAUGGCAGUGCAAAUGUGCCUGGAAAUGGUGUUGCUCCAAAAAUGAGUAAUCAAGAUUUUAGAAAUAUGUUACUGAAUAAAAAGUAAUUUACUACAA